Messenger RNA from Trifolium pratense (red clover), 2292 nucleotides. RefSeq lists its product as uncharacterized. The coding region runs from base 1 to 2292 and encodes 763 amino acids. Gene Ontology annotation, molecular function: RNA binding. The transcript has a single exon. The record is from RefSeq and is a predicted model, not a curated record. NCBI's taxonomy places the organism in Eukaryota, Viridiplantae, Streptophyta, Magnoliopsida, Fabales, Fabaceae.
AUGUUCGAUCAUCAACAAUUCCGAUCGCGGUCUGCAUCGGAACAAGGGCGGCAGCAGCGGCGAUGGAGAACGGAGGCUAGGGAGGAAAGAAGAGCAUCACGUGAUGGCUGGAAUAGUGAGUGCAGGGUGGAGGAGCGUGAUGGCAGGCGGUGCGAUCGCAGGCUUGGUCUUGAUAAUGGAGAAUUGGUGAAAAAUGGUGAUGGAGGCAGGAAAGGAAGCAAGCAGGAGGGUGGUAACCGACAGGAUUUUGGCAAAGGAGGUUCUUCACUAAUGAAGGAAUUAGGCCAAGGCAACGAAGGUGUUAAUAGGGGUUUAGUGAAUCCAAAAAAACAACAUGGAAUUGGCAAUAUUGUGCAUCACCAAAAUGGUGAAGGUGUUGUUUUGGGAUCUAACCUCAAACGGUACGUAUCUUUUUAUUUUACAAAUUUUCCAGCACAAAUGUCGAAUUUUUAUCUUAGGAAGGGAUUUGAAGUUUGCGGUAUGCUGGAAGAUGUGUACGUUGCCAAAAAAAGAAAUAUAUUCGGUCAACCCUACGGCUUCGUCAAGUUCUCUAAUGUUAGAAAUAUAACAAAAAUGACGAGUGCCUUAAACGCUGUCUGGUUCGGUCAUUUUCGCGUUAGAGCUAGUGUGGCUAAGUUUGAACGUAACGAUGAUGGGGCGCGAAGAAGACCGAAUAAACAAAAGGAUGGCCUGAAUAAGGGAGUGGACGUUGGUGUGUCGAAUGAUGGGAAGCAUAAUUCAAUGACCCCGGUAGUACCCACUUAUCGUGAGGAAAGUACUAAGGAUCCGGGGAAAAAGACACAUCAUAAUGGUGUUAAUGUCCCAAGUGUGGUGAAAGAUGGUAGUGAACCUACGGAAGGAGUGCGGGUGGGGGACAUAGUAGUCAAGCUAGGGGUACAGAAGGAGAAGUUAUCCCAUAAACAAUCCCAAAAAGAGGAGGGUGAGAUAAACUCUAAAGGGUUGGAACAGUCAGCUGAUUUUGCUAAGAAUUGUAGAGUUUUCAUGCGAAGCUAUCAAACUAAGUCAGAUGACGUGAAGUGGGCUCGUAAUUGUGUAGUGGCUACAGUCAUCAAUGGCGAGGCGAUAUCUGUGGUGCAGAACAGAAUAUUGGAUGCGGGAUUUAAGGACUUGGUCCUCAUCCCUAUGGGUGCCGACAGGGUUUUUGUGCGAAGUAUGGAGGAUGUCGAUGCUAUGACAACGUUGAAUAAUGCUAAGGAGUUCUUCCAACUUGUUUUUUCGAUUUGGACGCGCUGGGAUAAGGAAGAGUUGUCUUAUCGGAGAGGUGCGUGGGUACGUCUGUACGGUAUCCCUAUCCAUGCUUGGAAUGAACAAUUCUUCAAACUAUGUGUUUUGUACUGUGGAAGUUUCCUUCGAACAGAUAAUGAUUAUGUUGAAAAAGGUAGGCUCGAUUUCGCGCGGGUUCUGAUAGCUACACCUGAUUUAGAUAUAAUCAAAAGAAGUGAGAGUGUCCUGGUGAAUGGAACUCCUGUGGUGAUUAAGAUUGUGGAAGAGUGGGGGUACGCUAUGGGAGAGGAUGCCUGUCUUUUUGAGGAGGAAAGUGAGUCAGAGGCUUCCCAAGCUGAAUGUUGUGAGGGACUAGUGGAUCCGGAAAUCCAACGCAAUGUUGACUUACUCGCUAAUAAAUUUAAGGAAGAUUUGGAGGAUGAGGAUCGAGAUGUUUUCCAAGGAAUGCUGGAUGAAGAGUCCUUAGAGGAGUCAGUUGGUAAUUCAGGUUCAAAGGGAGUCGAGAACAACAUUUCUAACUUGAGGAUGGACGCUCAUAAAGUGUCCGAUCAGGAAGCUCAAACUCAUCCAAUUCCUCGGCUGCUACUUAGUAAGCGAACUAAUUCCUGUCCUCCGGAGGCGAGACGCUCUGUAAUGUCGGGGCCUUGGAGUUUGGAAUGGUUACAGGACCAGAAUCACGAGGAUGCAGGAGUAAUUUUUUCAGCAAGUAAGAAAAGUAGAAAGGGGAACCAUCUUGGGCCGAGUCUUAAGAAGAAUGGGGAGCAGGAUCCGAGGAGGAGGAGAGCAGGAGGGUUGCUUCGUCAUCCAGUCCAUAGUCUCAAAAAAGUUGUUAGGAUGCCAAGCAAAGAUCGUUGUGUGGUUCUAAAAGUCUUAAAGAAGAGCGUCCGUCAACGCAGGGGCGGAGACGGAGUCAAUCGAUCUUGCACUAUGAGCCGCCAAGCCUCCUCUGGUGAUUCAUCUUCGUCAGGUUCUGUCAACAACGACUGGCAGAAUUGGGUGGCUAUUCACGACAAUGACCAAUUGGCGGUGGAUGAUGUGUGGGGAUAG